Malassezia pachydermatis is the source of this 642-nucleotide messenger RNA. RefSeq names its product er lumen protein retaining receptor. NCBI's taxonomy places the organism in Eukaryota, Fungi, Basidiomycota, Malasseziomycetes, Malasseziales, Malasseziaceae. The transcript is spliced from 5 exons. Gene Ontology annotation, molecular function: ER lumen protein retrieval receptor activity. The record is from RefSeq and is a predicted model, not a curated record. Gene Ontology annotation, biological process: protein retention in ER lumen; endoplasmic reticulum to Golgi vesicle-mediated transport. Gene Ontology annotation, cellular component: cis-Golgi network; endoplasmic reticulum; membrane. The coding region runs from base 1 to 642 and encodes 213 amino acids.
AUGAAUAUUUUCCGGCUUCUAGGUGAUCUUUCGCAUCUCGCGUCUAUUUUUAUCUUGAUACACAAGAUCGUAACGAGCAGGUCAUGCCGUGGUAUCUCGUUUAAGACGCAGCUUAUGUACACUGUUGUGUUCCUUACACGAUACUUGGAGCUAUUCCGUCCUUUCAGCUUGUACCUGAUCCUUAUGAAGGUCUUUUUCAUUGCGAGCAGCGUUUACAUCCUGUACCUGAUGAAGGUCGAAUUCAAGACACGACACGAGGCUGACAUCGAUACAAUUAGGUUGGACCUCUUAAUGGGCAUCCCUGCUAUUCUUGCACUUCUUUUUAAUUAUAAGUUUACAUUCUUUGAAGUGCUUUGGUCUUACAGCAUCUUUUUGGAAGCCGUGGCUAUCCUUCCUCAGAUGUUCCUCCUCCAGCGCCUUGGCGAGGCAGAGACAAUCACGACGCACUACAUCUUUGCACUUGGUGCAUACCGUGCACUGUACAUUUUGAAUUGGAUCUACCGUCUCAUUUUCGAACCUAAGCAUCACUUUGAUUAUAUCACAUUCAUUGCUGGUCUUGUCCAGACAGGAUUGUACGGCGACUUCUUCUACAUUUACUUUACCAAGGUUGUGCAUGGCCAAAAGUUCGAACUCCCUGCCUAA